GGUCUGUCAUACUGAGACGUCGGAGAACGACGCUCAUUGUUACCGUGCACAAUGUCAAGGAGUGCCCUUCUAUUGUCCCCAGAAGCGCGGUGGCGUGUGAACUCUGCACGAACAUUGUACUGCAGACUUCAUUCGUCCACUGGACCACUUCUAGUUUACUCGCGAAUUUCAUUUCGCACUUCUUUUCAUCACAACACCUGCCCAUUUGGGGCUUGGCACUUCUCCCACUUAACGCCGUGUAAUUAUGGGAGUUCUUCCCAGGUUCUUCCCGCUUCCGCCUCGUUGUUCCCUCAAGGUUGGUGAACAUCUCCGCUUUCACGUUUCCUUUGUUUCGUUGUGUUUCCGUCGUCCCGUACGUGUGCGUGCAUACGUGCAUCAUGAAUGAGGGUUGUAGCUGCAAGAAUGUUGUACCCACUCCACGACCCGCAGGCUGCCCGUUCGACGACGACGAUGCCGACGUGAUCAUUCAAUCAUCCGACUCCGUACACUUCAAAAUGUACAAAGUCAUCCUGGGCAAAGCUUCCCCCAUAUUCAAAGAUAUAUUCUGCCUCCCGCAAUCUCCACCAUCGGAACGCAGUCCUGAUGACUUCUUCCAUGGCCUUCCCACCGUCAAAGUCUCCGAGGACAGUCACACCCUCUUGCUUCUCUUCACGUUUUGUUACCCUAUGGAAGAUCCCGUUUUAGCAUCUAUCGAUGACGUACGUUCUGUUCUAGAGGGUGCGCAGAAAUAUCAAAUGGACGCUAUAGCAAAACGUGCGCGGGCCUCAUGGUCCGUUGUUGCUGCAGCUGAUUCCUUGAAAGCAUUUGCCGUGGCUUGUAGGAUGGGCUGGGAGGACGAUGCUCGUGUUGCCGCACGCCUCACGUUGGGAGAGGCAUUCUGGCCUCUGGAACCUCCCCUCCCAGUGGAGUUCAGAUAUGUCUCAUCGGAGAACUUGCUCAGGCUUAUUUCCUAUCAUCGCAAAUGCGCCGCAGUAGCUUGCCAACUGGCAGACGACUACCCAUGGGCCAAUCAACUUAUGAACUCGCUUGCAUGUCAACAUUGCGAUAAACUGUACAAGGGAUCGACUCAAGCGACAGGAUUGGCAGAUUGGCUUCGCGUUUUUCUGUCUAGCGCGAAGUCAGUUCUGGUCACUCGACCUUCCUCGUCUGCGGUUACCAGUGGAACAUUCGCGUGGGAGACUAUGCGAAAAUCGUACGGAUGUCCUCCUUGCGACCUUCCAAUGCAUGUCGUCUACAAGAUCCACACCGUUGUCGAGCUAUUUGGCAAGGAACUGGACUCUCGUAUUGCGUUGGUCACGCUUCAGCUUCAGCUUUGAAAUUAAUUUACUGUGGAUGGCGUUGAGGUGGCUUCCCAAUCUACGUACAGCCACACGCUCAAGCGUAAAGGAAUCUAAUUCCAAUGUAGCAGAAUUAGGUUUACUUUCCAGGUCGCACUCCGUUGACAUCGGCACUGGUCUUGAGAAGUUGCACGAAUUACUCGUCGCUUCAGGCAGUAUUGCCCCAGGACUAGUCAUAACCGCAUUAGCAUAGUC
Molecule: messenger RNA, 1532 nt
Organism: Somion occarium
Lineage: Eukaryota; Fungi; Basidiomycota; Agaricomycetes; Polyporales; Cerrenaceae
Source: the annotation of a GenBank genome assembly